GCGCACACAAACAGGGAUAAAACCCGCGUGCGCUCUGACGGACUCGUAGGAGAGAACUUGAAGUGCGCAGCGGAGGCGCGUGCAGCAGCUGAUGAAAGAGCUGGAAGUCGCUCCUCUUCACGUCCGUCAUCACGAGACUCUCAUGGGGUCCAGCUCAGAGUGAAGAAAAGGCGCGCACUUCCCGAGCUACCUGUGGAGACGUGAGCGCGCUCAGCCGCCACUUCCCGAAGAGCCGACCAUGUCGCUGGAGGUGAAGGAGAAGACGCAGGUGCGCGUGGUCUUCCUGGGCGCCGCGGGCGUCGGGAAGACGGCUCUCAUCCGGCGCUUCCUGCAGGACUCCUUCGAGCCCAAACACCGGCGCACCGUGGAGGAGCUGCACAGCCGGGAGUACGACAUCGGCGGGGUGAAAGUCACCGUGGAAGUCCUGGACACCAGCGGCAGCUACUCCUUCCCCGCCAUGCGCAAGCUCUCCAUCCAGAACAGCGACGCCUUCGCGCUGGUCUACGCCGUGGACGACCCGGACUCCCUGGAGGCGGUCAAGAGCCUCCGGGACGAGAUCCUGGAGAUCAAGGAGGACAAGUACGCGCCCAUCGUGGUGGUGGGCAACAAGGCGGACCGCGAGCGCGAGCGCCAGGUGUCCGCCGAGGACGUGCUGGCCACCGUGGAGAUGGACUGGAACAACAGCUACGUGGAGGCGUCCGCCAAGGAGAACGCCAACGUGGUGCAGGUGUUCAAGGAGCUCCUGCAACAGGUGAACCUGCCCAGCCGCCUGAGCCCGGCGCUGCGCAGGCGCAGGGAGACCUUCCCGAAGGACACCGACUUCAGGCCGCCCAUGAACAAGACCAACAGCUGCGUCCUGUCCUAGACGCUGGCGCACAGCCGCACCUGGACGUUUGAAUCCCGGAGGCGCGCUGCACGCGCGUCCACGCGGACUCUCCGAUCUGUGUCGUUUCUUUUGGUGCCAUCAAGCUGCUUUAGAAGCUGUAAAACAGACUGUUUCCCGCCAGAAAGAUGGUCGCUUUUGUGCGUUUUUAAUGUGACUUUCUCCAGUCAAUCACAUGUAGCACAUCAUACGUUUACAAUGUUGUAAUUUUGGAUUAUUCUCAUGUUGAAAACGAAUAAAAAAAUGUCAAAGCACUUUUUAUUUGAAAAUGAAGACAUUUUUAUUGUAUAAAAAUGAACAUUUUUGAUUAUUUUUAUGUGCCAUGUAUUCAAAUGUAUGAAAUGUAGAUGUUUAAUAAAAGGUUAAACCACAAAAAA
This is a messenger RNA of Oryzias melastigma (Indian medaka), 1260 nucleotides long. RefSeq names its product GTP-binding protein Rhes. Lineage: Eukaryota; Metazoa; Chordata; Actinopteri; Beloniformes; Adrianichthyidae. The transcript has a single exon. The coding region runs from base 239 to 865 and encodes 208 amino acids. Gene Ontology annotation, molecular function: GTPase activity; GTP binding. The record is from RefSeq and is a predicted model, not a curated record.